CAGCUAAAUAGCUAAUCCAGAAUGUUCGAAACCUUUCCUCUUAAACCCUAAACCCUUACCUCUCAUGUCCAUUUCCUGGAGUCUAUACGGACAGCGAGGAGAGAGAAAACCCCUAAACCACAUAAUUGCUGCUCUUGUUCGUCUUCUCUAGCUUCACAGAUCUAAGCUCUACUUCUGCCUAUCAUGGCUACCGUUCUUCGUCGAUGUCUUCGCCACGAUCAAUUACGUUAUGUUUCUGCUUUCACUCGGUUGGCUGGGAAUUCUAAUACAGCUAGCCCAUAUAUGUCUCAAAGAUUAUGGAGUUUGACUAGGCCUUUUUGUUCGCGACCUGUAGGUAAUGAUGUGAUUGGUAUUGACUUGGGUACCACCAACUCCUGUGUUGCGGUGAUGGAAGGGAAGAAUCCUAAAGUAAUUGAGAAUGCGGAAGGUGCUAGAACUACACCAUCCAUUGUUGCCUUCAACCAAAAGGGUGAGCUGCUGGUUGGUACCCCAGCUAAGCGUCAAGCUGUAACCAACCCCUCGAACACCCUUUAUGCGAUCAAGCGUCUUAUUGGUAGACGUUUUGAUGAUCCCCAAACUCAGAAGGAAAUGAAGAUGGUUCCCUUUAAGAUUGUCCGGGCUCCAAACGGAGAUGCUUGGGUUGAAGCUAACGGGCAACAAUAUUCUCCUAGUCAAAUUGGAGCCUUUGUUUUGACCAAAAUGAAGGAGACUGCAGAGGCUUACCUUGGAAAAACAGUUACCAAGGCCGUUGUAACCGUUCCAGCUUACUUCAAUGAUGCUCAGAGACAAGCAACAAAAGAUGCUGGGAGAAUUGCAGGACUGGAUGUUCAGAGAAUUAUUAAUGAACCCACUGCUGCUGCUCUUUCUUAUGGGUCAACUAACAAGGAGGGUCUUAUUGCAGUUUUUGAUCUUGGUGGUGGAACUUUUGAUGUUUCUAUCCUUGAAAUCUCCAAUGGUGUAUUUGAGGUAAAAGCUACCAAUGGUGACACAUUUUUGGGAGGAGAGGACUUUGACAACACUUUGUUGGAGUUCUUGGUGGCCGAGUUUAAGAAAACUGAGGGUAUUGAUCUGAGCAAGGAUCGUCUUGCCCUGCAAAGGCUUCGUGAAGCAGCUGAGAAAGCAAAGAUUGAGCUUUCAUCAACAUCUCAGACGGACAUCAGUCUCCCCUUCAUCAGUGCAGACUCUUCUGGAGCUAAGCACUUGAACAUCACGCUCACUAGGUCAAAGUUUGAGAGCCUUGUAGGGCACUUGAUAGAGAGAACUCGUGGUCCUUGUAAAAAUUGUUUGAAGGAUGCUGGGGUUUCUCUCACCGAAGUCAAUGAGGUUCUUCUUGUUGGUGGUAUGACACGUGUGCCUAAAGUUCAAGAGAUAGUUCAGGAAAUCUUUGGGAAAACUCCAAGCAAAGGAGUUAACCCUGAUGAAGCUGUUGCUAUGGGUGCUGCAAUCCAGGGCGGUAUAUUACGUGGUGAUGUCAAGGAGUUGCUUCUAUUGGAUGUCACUCCACUUUCUCUUGGUAUUGAAACGCUUGGUGGUGUUUUCACUAGGUUGAUCAACAGAAAUACAACCAUUCCAACUAAGAAGAGCCAGGUAUUCUCAACUGCUGCCGACAACCAGACUCAAGUGGGUAUCAAGGUACUCCAAGGUGAACGUGAGAUGGCUUCUGACAACAAAAUGCUUGGUGAGUUUGAACUCCAGGGCAUCCCACCUGCUCCAAGAGGUCUUCCUCAAAUCGAAGUGACUUUUGACAUUGAUGCCAACGGCAUUGUCACCGUCUCUGCCAAGGAUAAGUCCACCGGUAAAGAGCAGCAAAUCACAAUCAAGUCCUCAAGUGGUCUUUCAGAAGAUGAAAUCGAGAAAAUGGUGAAGGAGGCCGAGAUCCAUGCCCAGAAGGAUCAAGAAAGGAAGAAUCUCAUUGACACCAGAAACACAGCAGACACAACUAUCUACAGUAUUGAGAAGUCUCUUAAUGAGUACAGGGAAAAGAUCCCCAGUGAAAUUUCCAAAGAAAUUGAGGAUGCUGUGUCGGAUUUGAGAAGUGCCAUGCAGGGUGAGAACGUUAACGAGAUCAAAGAAAAGACUGACGCUGCUAACAAGGCUGUGUCAAAGAUUGGACAACAUAUGUCUGGUGGUUCUGGCGGUGAUGCGGGCGGUAGUUCUUCUUCGUCAAGCGGUGAUCAAACCCCUGAAGCCGAGUAUGAAGAGGCCAAAAAGUAGAUGACUAAAAUGAUUGUUGGUUCUAAAUUUAUAAUCACAUUUGUCCAUUCAAAUAAUUGUAACAAAAAAUUCUCCCCAAAUUAUGUUUGGGUUGUUUGGGUUUUCGUAGCUACUCAUGGCGAGAGAUGUUAUCACUGUAACAAGGUAGGUAAUUUUGGCAAGAAAGGUGAGAAAGUUAUUUUCUUUAAUACUUUCUCGGUUCUUUUGGUUUCUUAAAUUUUGCAAUAACAAACUAAUUUUGACGUAA
Molecule: messenger RNA, 2461 nt
Organism: Amaranthus tricolor (Joseph's coat)
Lineage: Eukaryota; Viridiplantae; Streptophyta; Magnoliopsida; Caryophyllales; Amaranthaceae
Product: heat shock 70 kDa protein, mitochondrial-like
Exons: 6
Coding region: 184-2214 (676 amino acids)
Biological process (GO): protein refolding; cellular response to unfolded protein
Cellular component (GO): mitochondrion; cytoplasm
Molecular function (GO): ATP-dependent protein folding chaperone; ATP binding; ATP hydrolysis activity
Source: RefSeq, a predicted model, not a curated record